Messenger RNA from Saprolegnia parasitica CBS 223.65, 528 nucleotides. RefSeq lists its product as hypothetical. The record is from RefSeq and is a predicted model, not a curated record. Lineage: Eukaryota; Oomycota; Saprolegniomycetes; Saprolegniales; Saprolegniaceae. The coding region runs from base 1 to 528 and encodes 175 amino acids. The transcript is spliced from 3 exons.
AUGCUGGCGUCAACGUUGAGCGCGCCACUUGCUGCUCUCUUGGUGCUUCUUCGCGCUCCCAACGUCUUUGCCACGUGGCCUGUAAUCUGCCUCGAACAUAUCGACUCGGUAUACCAGUCCCUCGCGCUCGCAGCGCUUCCGGCACUCCCUGGCGUUCGCAUUUGCUGGUACCGCGGGCUUCAAGAAGUACUCGGUAACCGCUACAGCAGCCUCGGUGCGUUCCUCACUACGUGGCCAAACAAGCUCCAAUCCAUCGAGAAUGCCAUUUUCAGCGCGUACUUUGACGAGAUCAAGCACGCACUGCCACUGUGUCGGUGGCUCACCGACGUUGACGUCCGGGUCAAGCACUGCAUGACGCUCCUCCCGUGGCUUCCACCUUCGGCCUCGUCGCUUCGAAGCGUGAGCCUCGUCGACUCGGACGCGCUGCUCCGUGCGAUUCUCGUGGCGCAAAAGUCACUGCAUCAUCUCACGUCGCUUGUCGUGAGCGCCCGCGAUUCAGCCAGUGUCGAGCACCUCAUGCUGCACUAA